Molecule: messenger RNA, 1902 nt
Organism: Malania oleifera
Lineage: Eukaryota; Viridiplantae; Streptophyta; Magnoliopsida; Santalales; Ximeniaceae
Product: putative UPF0481 protein At3g02645
Exons: 3
Coding region: 259-1674 (471 amino acids)
Source: RefSeq, a predicted model, not a curated record
AAGCUGCAAAUCAUAAUGGCUACCGAGGCUUUGGAGAAAAGAGGAAAUGUAAUUAAUUUGUGCUGUCCUGCUCAGUCUAGUUGAGGCAAAUCAUAUUUCUCAGGUUAUGUAUGUAUAGUUGCACUCUGAGGCCGUAUAAAGGGUCGGGGCGUUACAAGAAGCUCUUGGCAAAUUAAAACCUCCUCUUCUUUCAAAGCAGUGUUACUUAUUAUGCAGGCAAUCAAUUAACAAACAAGCGUACUUAGUUGAAUAUUACCUAUGGACGGAAGCAAUGGCGCCAAUGCGACAAGUAUUGACAUUAAAGUGUUGGCAAAAUCCCUAGAAGGCAAGGUAAUGCAAAGCCCUACAACCGAUUCUAAAAACAAGUACUGUUCUAUCUUCAAAGUUCCAGACAUUCUCCUUAAGCAAAACGAAAGGGCUUACGUCCCCAACUCAUUCUCCAUCGGACCUUUCCACCACGGUACCAAACCUGAACUAGAAGUCGGAGAAAUGAUCAAGCUGCAGUACUUGCACGAUCUUGUUAAGCGAAAACCCAAUCCAGAAACAAGUUUUCAAGAACUGAUCACAGCCAUGGCUAACAUGAGCAAAGAAGCAGGCGACUGUUAUGCCGCACCAGUACUCGGCAAAAAUGUGACGAGCCAAGACGAAUUUGUGAAGAUAUUAGUAGUUGACGGUUGCUUCAUCGUUGAGCUGCUGCGCAAGGGCGCACGCGAGGUGGACGUCGACGAGCACGACCCCAUAUUCAACAACCCUCGCCUGCUGCAGUUUCUGGCGCAUGACUUGCUAUUGCUCGAAAACCAGGUACCUUGGUCGGUGCUCGAGCGCAUCUUCACAGUCACCGAGCCCAACUUCUCCGGCGCCGGAGGUGGUGCUCGCAGAGGGUCCCCUCGGAUGGCUGAACUUGCUUUGCAGUUUUCCCAAUACACUCUCCGAUUUGCGUUUCCCCGCGGAGGAUACAUCCCUCCUGACAGUGCAGUCGUAAGCUGCUUGCAUUUACUCGACCUUUGCAGACUCGCAUUCCUGCAGAUAGGUGGGAGCAGCAGUACAAGUGCUGCUGCAACUACUGCAAAAGCGCCUCGCCGGGAAGGAGAACCACCCACUACUGAGAUCUUUAAGGGGAAGAAAAUUCCUUCAGUCACGGAUCUGGUAGAGGCUGGAAUAGAAUUUGAGAGCGUGGAUCCGUAUCCCUAUAGGAGUCUUUUGGAUAUAAAAUUCAAAAAAGGGGUCUUGGAAAUCCCACAGUUGACAAUUCUCGAAAUGUCAGAAACUAUACUGCGAAAUCUCGUCUGCUUCGAACAGUGUUAUCCACACUUUCCCCCUCGCUUUACUUCUUACGUCCUGCUCUUGGAUUACCUCGUAGGGAGCACCAAGGACGUGCGUGCAUUGUGCAAUAGCAAAAUUUUUCUUAACUGGUACAAGGAUGAGGAGGUUGUCCAUAUGUUCCACAAGAUUUGCAGCGACGCAUGGAUCAAAGACUUCCAUUAUGAGGCCCUCUGCGACGAAGUGAACCAGUAUUGUAAGCGCAAGUGGCCGAGAUGGCGAGCGACGUACUUCAGAUUUUUCGGCACUCCAUGGGGAAUUCUAACGCAAGUUGUCGCUGUUGCUGGUCUGCUUCUGACCUUCUUACAGACUCUAUAUACCAUAAAGGGGACUAGCGUCAAGGAACAUCGUUGAUAUUCCGGGCAUGCAUGCAGUUGAAUAUGAUGAUGACAAAUAUUUGGGAUUUUAUUUUAAAUUACUUAAUCACUCCUCUGCGUAUAAAUAAAAGUUAAUUAAGAUAGAUUUAUAGUUGAUUUUUAGGGCUUGGAUUUGAGAGAAAUCCAAGUCCUAGAGCUGCUGCAAAUCAUAUUGGCUCCAGAGGCUUUGGAGAAAACGGGAAAUGUAAUUAAUUUGUGAUGUGCU